CCCUCUUUCUUUCCCAUAAUUAGGGUUUUCUCAAUCCAGCGCCUAAAACAAACAAAAACAAAAAUCUCCAUGGCCAUGGAGGUCUCUUUAGUAGCCCAGCUACUGAACGACACUCUCAGCCCCGAUAGCACCGUCGUUCACACAGCAACAGAAUCCCUCGAUCGCUUCUCUCAUUCUCCUCACUUCCCCUUCUCUCUCCUCUCAAUCUCCACCGGAGGCGGAAAUAAUGGGCAAAGCGUCGCAGCUGCCACGUACCUUAAGAACUUCACUCGGCGGAACAUUAACAGUGAAAAUCCGAAUUCAAAAUCGAAUGUCAGCAAGGAAUUCAAGGAUAAGCUUAUGCGAUCUCUGCUUCAGGUCGAACCUCCGGUUCUAAAAGUAUUAGUUGAAACGUUUCGGAUUAUUAUUGCAGAAGAGUUUGUUAAGCAGAAUAAUUGGCCAGAGCUUGUACCUGAAUUAUGGUCUGCUAUUCAAAAUAGUAAUCUAAUUAGCACUGGUGCGAAUUGUGAAUGGAAAACUAUCAAUGCGCUUACGGUUCUUCAAGCACUCGUUAGACCUUUCCAGUACUUUCUAAAUCCUAAAGUUGCCAGGGAGCCAGUGCCACCGCAGUUGGAGCUGAUUGCAAAAGAAAUUCUUGUACCAAUGCUAAGUUUAUUCCAUCAACUUGUACAAAAGGCGUUGUCUGAUCAGGGUCGAAUAGAAAUGGAAAUGGAGAUGAUCCUUCUUAUUGUAUGCAAGUGCAUGUAUUUCACUGUGAGGUCGCAUAUGCCAUCUGCAUUAGUUCCUCUCUUGCCUUCAUUUUGUUGUAAUUUGAUCGGGCUUCUGGGUUCCUUGAGCUUUGAUCAUGGUGUUGUGCCAGAUGAUCAAUACUUCUUACGAUUGAAGACUGGAAAGAGGACCUUGCUCAUAUUUCGCGCUCUGAUUACCCGACAUCGGAAGUAUUCUGACAAGUUAAUGCCAGACAUCAUAAACAGUGCUUUGAAGAUUGUCAGAUAUAGCACAAACAUCAGCAAGCUUGAUUUCCUUUCGGAGAGGAUUAUUUCAUUAGCUUUUGAUGUAAUUUCAAACAUCCUAGAGACUGGCCCUGGAUGGAGAUUAGUUUCGUCACAUUUUUCAUUUUUAUUGGACUCUGCAAUCUUACCAGCAUUGGUCCUGAAUGAGAAGGAUGUUUCUGAGUGGGAAGAAGAUGUAGAAGAGUACAUUCGAAAGAACCUUCCAUCUGAACUUGAAGAAAUUUCUGGAUGGAGGGAGGAUCUGUUCACGGCCAGAAAAAGUGCAAUGAACUUGCUUGGUGUUAUUUCAAUGUCGAAGGGACCUCCCAUGGGGACUUCUAGCAAUGGUUCUUCAGCCUCAUCCAAGCGGAAAAAAAGUGAGAAGAACAAGAGCAAUAAUCAGCGCUGUUCUAUGGGAGAGUUGCUAGUGCUUCCAUUUUUGUCAAAGUUUCCCAUCCCUUCUGGCACCAAUGCAUCUGAAGCAAGAAUUAUAAAUGAUUAUUUUGGUGUUCUGAUGGCAUAUGGUGGCCUGCAAGAUUUUAUAAGGGAGCAAAAACCUGGAUAUAUAACCACUUUGGUUCAAACUCGGCUGCUACCACUUUAUAAGAUACCUGUGAGCUCACCAUACUUGAUUGCUUCUGCAAACUGGGUUGUAGGGGAGCUAGCGUCCUGUCUAACAGCAGAGAUGAAUGCAGACGUAUAUUCCUCGUUGCUCAAGGCACUGACAAUGCCGGAUAAUGAGCACACUUCUUGUUAUCCUGUGCGAAUUUCUGCAGCUGGGGCUAUUGCAGAGCUUCUUGAAAAUGACUAUCCGCCACCUGACUGGUUACCUCUUCUUCAAGUUGUGAUUAGUCGGAUCAAUGUCGAAGAUGAAGAGACUUUGAUAUUGUUUCAGCUUCUUAGUUCUGUGGUGGAGGCUGGUGAUGAGAGUGUGAUGGAUCAUAUCCCUUUUAUGAUCACAUCAUUAGUUGGAGUCCUCUCGAAGUAUAUACAUCCUAGGAUGGAAGCAUGGCCUCAAGUGGUUGAAAGAGGCUUUGCAACAUUAGCAGUGAUGUCUCAAUCUUGGGAAAACUUCAUACCUGAAGAGACUGAGCAGAUUGAAUCAAGUGAAAAGUGGAUAUCUGGUCGAACUGCGAACGGUAAAUCUUUGUCAGCACUGUUGGAACAGGCUUGGCUUGCACCCAUGCAUCCAGUGUUUUAUAAGGAUCAGGAUGGUGAGGUGCGGCCCACUCCAAUAUGCUUGGAUGAUUCAUCGACUUUGCUACGAUCUGUUAUGCUAUCUGUUACUGGAAGCAAUGCAAUUCAACAGCUUAAACUAUCUGAACUAUUGUUGGUUUGGGCUGAUCUGAUUGCUGACUGGCAUGCUUGGGAAGAGUUGGAAGAUUUGUCAGUCUUUGACUGCAUCAAGGAAGUUGUUACUCUACACAGUAAAUAUGGGCUGGAGAAUUUUAUUGUUAGACAGAUGCCAUCACCUCCUGCUCCACCAGUGCCACAACAAUCUAUCAUUGAAGGCAUUGGUGCUUUUGUAAGCGAGGCCAUCUCACAAUAUCCAUCUGCAACUUGGAGGGCUUCCUCAUGCGUUCAUAUGUUACUAAAUGUCCCGAGCUACUCGUUUGAAACUGAAAAUGUGAAGCAGUCCUUGGUUACUGCUUUUAGCCAGGCUGCAUUUUCUCGUUUUAGAGAAAUUCAAAGCAAGCCCUGUUCACUGUGGAAGCCUUUGUUGCUUGUUAUAUCAUCAUGCUAUUUGUGCUAUCCUGAUACCGUGGAGGCCAUUUUAGAGAGAGCUUCAGAGGGAGGUUUCACGAUUUGGGUGUCUGCUGUUGCUUUAGUGGCCACUGGCUCUUUUGAACCUGGUCUUUCAACAAAGUCCGAGAUAAAGUUAACAGCAAUGACUUUGGCCAAGGUGAUAGAGCGAUUGUUAGGACAGCAGAAAUCAGGGGUUGGUUUGUCAAUUGACUGCUUUAAAUCACUGCUGGAGGCAUUGGUAAGGUUGAAAGAAGUGCAGGAUGAAAUGGAAGAAGAUGAAGAGGCUGAAGAAGAUGGUGACGAAGAAGACGACGACGACGAUGACAAUGAGGAUUCUGAGGAGGAUGAGCUUGAAGAAACGGAAGAGGAGUUUUUGGAAAGGUAUGCAAAAGCAGCCUCUGCCUUAGAGAAUGGUGUGGUUGUUGAAGAGGGAGAUGUGGAAGAUCAAGAGCAUGAAAUUGAGCUGGGUUCUUUGGAUGAAGCAGAUGAGGAGAAGGUUGUUUUGUCAUUGAUAGAGAGGUUCCACCACGUCCUCAUACAAGGGCAUGGUAUACCACCCCAUAUCGUCUCCAGUUUCCUGGAUGCCUUUCCAAAAUUCAGCUGCUUCUUCCAACAAUAGGAAUUAUGGACUCGUUACAAGAACAAUGGUAGGAUUUUGUGAUAUCAAGAGUUGUUUGAGUUGUUCGCUCUUAUUUUGUUGGUUUGCUUGAUAUAUAAUUUUGUCCCAUCUCCCAAACCCCAAACUCAUGAUUGAGAUUCAUAAUUAUAUUUUAUUUUUUGA
Messenger RNA from Populus nigra (black poplar), 3519 nucleotides. RefSeq names its product importin beta-like SAD2 homolog. The transcript has 21 exons. Gene Ontology annotation, cellular component: cytosol; nuclear envelope. The coding region runs from base 70 to 3357 and encodes 1095 amino acids. Gene Ontology annotation, molecular function: small GTPase binding. Gene Ontology annotation, biological process: protein import into nucleus. The record is from RefSeq and is a predicted model, not a curated record. Lineage: Eukaryota; Viridiplantae; Streptophyta; Magnoliopsida; Malpighiales; Salicaceae.